Messenger RNA from Darwinula stevensoni, 557 nucleotides. The record is from the annotation of a GenBank genome assembly. NCBI's taxonomy places the organism in Eukaryota, Metazoa, Arthropoda, Ostracoda, Podocopida, Darwinulidae.
CAACAAUGUCAGUCGCAAUGGGUGUGAAGCAACGUUUCAAUGACAUCAUAAAAUCUGAGCAAGAUGACAGGUUCUAUAGAGGUCUGGAGCUCCAGAAUGGAAUGAAAGUGAUCCUCAUCAGUGACCCAGAGACCGAUAAGUCUGCUGCUUCUCUGGAUCUCCAUGUUGGAUCUCUCUCUGACCCUGACGAUUUAGAGGGCUUGGCUCAUUUUUGUGAGCACAUGCUGUUCCUUGGGACAAAGAAGUACCCAACAGAGAAUUCAUAUGUCAAGUUUUUAUCAGAACAUGGGGGAUCAUGCAACGCAUUCACGUCGGCUGCUGACACCAAUUAUUAUUUUGAUGUUGCUCCUCCCUAUUUGUUUGAAGCAUUGGACAGGUUUGCCCAGUUCUUCAUCCAUCCUUUGUUUACUGAGAGUGCCACUGAGAGGGAGGUCAACGCUGUUCAUUCAGAACAUUCCAAGAAUAUCCCAAGUGACCCCUGGAGGAGUCAUCGAGUCUCUAAAGUUACAAGCGAUCCUCAACAUGCAUAUUGCAAGUUUGGAACUGGAAUUGGAUGA